Anarrhichthys ocellatus (wolf-eel) is the source of this 6182-nucleotide messenger RNA. Its product is annotated as zinc finger protein 524. Gene Ontology annotation, molecular function: RNA polymerase II cis-regulatory region sequence-specific DNA binding; DNA-binding transcription factor activity. The transcript is spliced from 3 exons. Bases 278 to 2986 code for a protein of 902 amino acids. The record is from RefSeq and is a predicted model, not a curated record. NCBI's taxonomy places the organism in Eukaryota, Metazoa, Chordata, Actinopteri, Perciformes, Anarhichadidae. Gene Ontology annotation, biological process: regulation of transcription by RNA polymerase II. Gene Ontology annotation, cellular component: nucleus.
CCCUAUGCAGCGAGUGUACGGGGUGGAGUAGAGUUUAAAAUACAGUUUUAAACGUAUCGGAAGAGCGUCCGGCGCGUCCUCCGCCGGCUCUGACAGCAGAGCUGCAAUAAAUGACAGCGCGCCGGGAAAGUUUGUCCUGAGGCUGCCGGGUUGCGCUCUCGGUGUCUCGGACCCUCGACUCUAAAAUGGCUGGCUGUAGGUCCGAGGAAGCUCCGGUGCAACGGGAAGGAUCCGUUCCACACCGCGACUGUCUAAAUAUAAAUGGGUAUGCCCCAAAAUGGAUUCUCAGUUGGCUUCAGUCCUGACCAGGGGCAGCCUGGAUGUCCAAAAUGGCAGCCACUGUGCAGAGGGAUCAGGGCCAGUGACAGAGGUUUCUUUGGACCCAAAGGAAGAAACCUCACCCUGUACUGUACCAGGUAGCCUCCAGCCAUGCCCCGAUGAAGCAGCACUGACCAUCAGGCAGUCUGCACCAUCUAUCAAUGGGAAUAAGCCAGAGGUGGGCGGGACUUCUAUGCCAGCCUCUCAGGAAACAAGUGAGAUUGGUGUGUUCAGACAGCCAAUCACAGUGAAGACUGGCGUGCCUGUGUUACGCAGCCGACCAAUCAGACUCAAAAUUGUUGUUCCCCUACGGUGCAAGAGGCCAAUCACAAACUCUGCCAUCAGCCUGACCAAAGACUUUGCUCACUCACAUUGUAGAAGACCUGUGUCGGUCUCAGCUGGAGCAGAAAAAACAGGUAAAAUACUAAUUUCUGCUGUUAAGAGUGAAGAAGAGAUCAAGGAAGUUACUUAUCAUAAGACUGAGGAAGCUAAGCCAGAAUCAUUCCAUGAGGAAGCAAUGUGCAAAGACAAACAUGUUUCGGGUGUUAAAAUCAUUCACACUGAUGGGUCAGAAACUCCUUUAAUUUCAAGCACUAAUGCAGUUAAAAUAUUGAGCCUGAAAGGGGUUAAAGAGGAAACUACAGAGAGAAACAUCGAGGAAAAUAUUCCUCCAAUAUUCAAAGCUAUGGACUUGAAGUCUUGUUUGACGUUUGACGAAAUGGGAAUGGAGGAACAGACGGAACCACUGGACCUGACUUUGCCCAAGAAAAGAGAGAGUCGAGAGAGGAGGUGUGAUCGCUUUCUGGAUGACUCUGGCUGCGAGAGCUCGUUGAUUAUGGAGGUGGAUGAAUAUGAGGGAGAGGGAGACAGAGAUAUAGUAGAAGAGGACGAUGAUGGUGAAGGAGAGGUCUCUGUGCCACGUAUGGACGGCACAGAUACCCUUGAAGACUCUCUCCUGUCUCCCUCCUUCUUCUCUACCUCGGUCUUUACCUCCCUCUCCUCUAUAGACUGUGACUCUAAAAACUUCCUUCUCAUAGACGACAAGGGAAUACCGUACACGCUCAAUCCAGAUGGACUCAAAGUGCCACAAGUCGAUGCUUCAGAGGAUCAGGUAGAAGGAUCGGGGUCACCUCAAAUGUCCACGUUGGCCGAGCCUAGCCUCAGCCAAAGUUCAGAUAAUGCACUAAAUGCACCUUGUGAUCAUCUUUACAACUCACCAGCCCCUGCUGCGGAUUCUCCAUCAGUAAGUGCUGAUCAAACGAAACCUACAGAAGUCUUCACGGGUUUGAUUACAAACUCAGAAACCUCCGACGCCGUGGAGCCAACUGUUGAAACUGUUCAGGAGGCUAAUGCUGUUCUAUCAAUCCCCACUCAGCCCAUUCAGAUCCUCACUAACCCUUCUACUAACACUGCUUUUCUCCUGCUGUCGUCCUCCUCUUCCUCACCUCAGCUGUCCUCGGCUCGGGUGGGUCUCUCGCUUCCCCUUACAGUUACUCAGACCUCCCCUGGUGCUUCCAACCCAAUGUUCCUCCUCCUUUCAUCCGUACCCUCUUCCUCCGGUGACUCUGCCUCUACCUCCACCCCGAUCGCCGUCCUCGACCCUACGACCGGUCAGUUGUCCCAGAUCAUGGCGUCCUCGGCCCCCGUCUCCCUCCCUUUGCCCCCCAGUCAUGUCAGCACUCUGGGAUCACCUCUGCCCACGCUGUCCCACCCCGUCAUCAGACUGAGCCCCAACAUCCCCCCUGACAUGCUGUCGGGAGUGACCAACGUAAACUCUGUUCUCAGCUCUCUCACCGUCUGUUCGCCCUCUCCUGCUCUUCAGAACGGCCGUCGCAGUGCAAGCCUUCAUUCUCAAGUCAGCCCUUCCGAUUCAAACCCUGGAAGUGAAGCCAUAUCUGCUGAAGGAGUCUCAAGUGAAAACAACAAGCCAUCAACUUUUACAGCAUCCUCUCCGCACCCCCAGUCUGCUAGUUUUACCUAUGAAGAGGCCCAAUCACCAGCUUCCGAGCCCAGAUUUGACCCGUCUGACCUGCACUCGGAACAUUUACCUCUGGACGACCAUCUCUACUUCUCCAACGCAGCUGCUCCUCCCUCCCCUCCCGUCGGACCCGUUCUCCCCUCUGAUAAUCUCGACCCGCUGGAUCCUCUAUCUCCAGAGGGGUCGCCCAAUGACAUGGCUGCCCGCAGGGUGCUGUACUGCCAGCUGUGCCCGCGGGUCUUCUUUUACCUCUCCGACCUUGAGCGCCACGCCAUCACGCACUCGCAGAAGAAGCCUCACGUUUGCCAGCAGUGCGGCAAAGCCUUCAAGCGCUCCAGCCAUCUGCAGAGACACAGGCACAUCCACACAGGCCAGAGGAACUUUGUGUGCCCCAUCUGUGCCAAACGCUUCAGGGAGGCCGGCGAGCUCCAGCGCCACCAAAGGGUCCACACCGGAGAGAAACCCUACCAGUGCCAACUUUGCCACACGCGAUUUGCCGAGCGCAACACGCUGCGCCGACACACCAAACGCAAACAUCCUUACCACCAAGUAGCCAUGGAAAUGCUGAACGAGAGAAGGGACAGAGGAGGAGGUGUCGGAUCCGGAGUGCAGGACGAAGAAGAGAGCGCUGAAUGGUACAGCUCCACGGUGUCUAAUUUGGAAAGCUCAGAGUCUGAGAUGGAAACUUAAAAGAGUUUUCUGCAGAUGGACUCCAAAGUGAAGGGGAGGAGGGUGAUCAUAUGUAACGCUGGUUAAACACUAAACCUUUCUCAUUUAUUAACGCUAAAAAAGGGAGCACUUGCAAUAUUUAUUUCAGUGUUUUGAAGCUAAUUUAUUUAUAUGAAUGUAUAUUAUUCACAUUCCAUGUGGUGGUCAACACUUCAGCCAGUCAAAAUUGAUUUUGACAUUAGCCUUUCCUGUAUGAAAAAAGUUGCAUAUACGCAUAUGAAAUGGGAAAGCUCAUGCUUGAAAUCGUGGUUUUUCUGUGAGUUCAUAAUAUUAGUUCGACUGCUAACGUGCCCCCCAUGAAGACGCAUUCCCAUACAAUCCAUUAUAAAACCCUCAAGUGCUCCGAAAAGAAGGAUAACUUAUUUAUUCUAAAGGGUCCUCUACACUAGCUGUGUAUAUAAAGAGUACUUGUAAGAGCUGCACUUCUGCACUAUCUUAUGUGAAAGAUGUAAUCUAUCUUUCUUACGUCAGAGACACUGUGAGUCAUUUGCACUUGUUUUAUUUCAAUUCACUUUUUUUUACAUUGUGAUGGAAAACGCUUUAUCUUUUGUUGCAGCUGUAUUUUAAUUAACUCGUCAUGUGAGAGUUUGACCAAAUGUUUUUGAGUUAUUCUAACAAACACUAUAUUCAGAAUUUUGUUUUUGUUUGAUGUGAAUUAUGUUAAUUUAUUUGAAUUAAAUUGUGUCAACUGUAAAUGAUUCUUUGUACCAUCCUUUCUUCCACGUUAGUGUGUCUUUUCCAAAUGUUUAAAUAAUUGAAGUAUAUUGGACGUGUCUUUUCAUAUUAAUCACAUACAUCUCUCCUUGAUAAUGAACACUAGGGCCAUAUCUCCCCUCUAAUUUAAGCUGAUCCUCAGAGAUGAUUCUCUUCUCUAAGUUAAUCACCAAAGAUGAGACCUGACUUCACAUGGAUCUUUGUGAGGAAAAAAAAAAAAUGAAGAUACCUGAUAUAUAUCUGCUGGACUGCCUCCAGAGAGUAAUUGAGUUUGUAAGACCUCUGUUUUUUUUUGCACACUCUCAAUUUUCUGCUCCAUUUAAGCCACCGGGCCUAACAGAGCUCGGCUCAAGAUAAGUUAUUAAAUACUGGAUUGCUCAAAUGACCCGAGUGGGUCCUUGUGGCCGACCCUUUCCUUAUUUCUACGCUGGUCAUCGUGCGAAUAGAGAUGCGCUGGCGUGCUGAAAGGCCUGCGCUAUAAGCUUCAUUCUACUUUAGUUCGGCAAACUCAGUUUUAUAGGCUCGGUUGAAGGAGAGAGGUGUGGAGGCUGUGAAGAGCAAAGGUUAACCAAGCAGAGAAUGAAGAAUGUGCUGCUGAGAGACCGUCUGUUUUUGGAGAUAGUGGAGACUAUUUGCUGUGGUAAAACUGAAAGAGCCGAUGUUUAAUGCAUAUGUUUCUGUAUAGGGAUUCUUGUUCGUUACAAGUUUUUGAUUUUUGGUCCACAAAGGAGUCACACAGAAAUGAUAAAUAAUGCAGUUUAAUACAAUUACCAUUUUCAGCUGUCGUUGUCAAUUACUUAUUUAAUGGAGGUUUUAAAUUUGUUCAAGUUUAUCUUAAAACAAUGCUCAGAUGCAACUAUGCUACUGUUUAGGUCUGAGUUAUUGGUCACUGUUAUUGUUCCUCUUGUCCACAUUGGCUGUAACAGGAUCCCCUCCUUAUACAAUUUCAAUGUACGAGAUGGAGGGAAAAAAAUCCACAAUCACAGUUCAGUUCAGCUGAAGCUCAUAUAAGUCGUAUAACGUCCGAGUUUGACAAAACAACACAAUUGACACUUACUGAGUUCCACCACAACUCAACAAGCAAACACUGAUCUGUAGCUGUAACGCAUUCCCACUUUAUUUGACUUAAGUCAGACUGUUGAAGCUGCAUAUUAGCUUUAGCUGAACUGAAGAAAUCCUUUUUGUACAAAAAAGGACUGUGUUUUGUCCCCCAUCUCUUCCACUGGAGACACGUUAAGAAGGAAUCUCUUCAGGGCCAGUAUGGACAGGAGGAAUGAUGACAGCACCAGAGUACUCUUCCAAUGAACAUUGAGUACCGGUAUAUUGAGUGAGUCAUAUUUUUAAAUAUACUUAACAAAUGUGAACAUAUCAUCUACUAUCUAUAAUCAUGUUCGGGGAUUGUGGGAAACGUUGCAAAUAAGUGAGCACGUCUGUCAUUUUUUUUACAAUUUGAUGAAAUUUCAGAAUUCAGGUUAACUUUGGUUAAUUUUUGCCAACUUUCUAUGUAUAUGUUUUUGUCUUUGUUUACCCUCGUUCAAACUGUCCUCACCUGAUAUUCAUGGUAUUCAUUUUCAGCACAAACUCAGCCAUCAGUCAAGUAUAAAGCUGCCAGGAGCCCAAAAUACAAUGGCGAGCAAAAUAUGCAAUUUAUUUGUGAUAAUUACCUUAAAAGUUUAAGGUUAUAACAAAUAUAGUUUCACUAUUUACACACACACAUACAACAAGAAAAUACAAUAAGUUAAACUAUAUUACAGUCGAGAGACUUUAUCCAGACUGUAUGCAAAUCACUGAAAAUAUGAAUAAUUCCCAGCUUUUACAUUUUCUUUCAAUACGACAUGUAUGAGAGGAAAGACCCACAUCAGCACUUUCAAUUGCUUUUUCAAGCUUGUCUCUUCAUUAUAUAUAAAUAAAGUUAACUAUAAUGAAAACAUUUCCAUGUGGUUAUUUUGCCAAUAAAUAACGUGAGACACAUAAUAAAUCCCAUUCACCUCGAUUGAAGAGGUUAAACAAAUUUCCCAUUCAUUUCACUCUGUUACCCUGCAAUGUAAUGCAAGCAACACCUGAUUGAUUGGUUAAUUAAUUACAGUAUUCCCCUCCUCAUUGGCCCUAACUAACAAUCGCACCUUCUUGUUGUAGACGCUCAUUGAAGCGCUGCGUACAUAUUGUUAAGGUGACUCUGAGGAUUCAGCCAUUAAAUCAAUGCUGUUCUGUCAGCAACACAAACAUGAUUCUGGUCCCCUAAUUGACACCACUGGACUGCUCCAUCAAUGAGCCUACAAGGUCCUCAGUGCAUGAUGAUGAUGAUGAAUAUUCAACCGGCCGAGUGUGUGAGAUCAGCAGUCCAGCUGGAGAUGUGUGUGUGCAGUACAGUAUAGUGUGUGUGUGUGUGUGUGUGUAGGGUUGGUAGCUAUCCAGAUGACACACAGCUUCAAAGUGCAGUGAC